AUCACAUUCUUCAGGCUCUUUCGAGUCAUGCGUCUGGUGAAGCUUCUCAGCCGAGGAGAGGGGAUCCGCACCCUGCUCUGGACCUUCAUCAAGUCCUUCCAGGCUCUUCCCUAUGUGGCGCUACUCAUUGUAAUGCUGUUUUUCAUCUACGCCGUGAUUGGAAUGCAAGUUUUUGGGAAAAUAGCUCUUAACGAUACUACAGAAAUUAACAGAAAUAAUAAUUUUCAGACCUUCCCUCAAGCUGUUCUGCUGCUCUUCAGAUGUGCUACCGGUGAAGCAUGGCAAGAGAUAAUGUUGGCUUGUCUCCCCAACAAGAAGUGUGACCCGGAUUCUGAAACUCCCCGAACUACAGAGGAGGACUUCUCCUGUGGAAGUAGCUUCGCCGUCUUCUACUUCAUCAGCUUCUACAUGCUCUGCGCAUUCUUAAUCAUCAAUUUGUUUGUCGCGGUCAUUAUGGAUAAUUUUGACUAUCUGACGCGGGAUUGGUCCAUAUUGGGCCCUCAUCAUUUGGAUGAAUUCAAGCGAAUCUGGGCAGAGUACGAUCCAGAGGCCAAGGGGCGCAUCAAGCACCUGGAUGUAGUGACACUUCUGCGGCGGAUACAACCUCCUCUGGGUUUCGGCAAGCUGUGCCCGCAUCGUGUGGCAUGUAAGCGGCUGGUUGCCAUGAACAUGCCUCUGAACAGCGAUGGGACAGUCAUGUUUAAUGCUACUCUCUUCGCUUUGGUUCGGACAUCUCUAUGCAUCAAAACUGACGGUAACCUGGAACAGGCCAAUGAGGAACUCAGAGCUAUCAUAAAAAAAAUCUGGAAGAGGACCAGUAUGAAACUGCUUGACCAGGUGGUGCCGCCAGCUGGGGAUGACGAGGUCACUGUGGGGAAAUUUUAUGCCACCUUCUUGAUUCAGGAGUACUUCCGCAAGUUCAAGAAGCGCAAAGAGCAGGGGCUUGUGGGAAAACCAUCACAACGCACUGCUCUCUCCCUGCAGGCCGGACUGCGCACGCUGCACGAUAUUGGGCUGAGAUUCGCCGUGCUAUUUCUGGAGAUCUGACCGCAGAGGAGGAGCUGGACAAAGCCAUGAAGGAGGCAGUGUCCGCUGCAUCUGAGGACGACAUCUUCCGGAGGGCAGGAGGCUUGUUUGGGAAUCAUGUAGGAUACUAUCAAAGCGAGGUGCGAAGUGCAUUCCCUCAAACUUUUACCACACAGAGACCGCUACACAUCAACAAGACAUCUGCCGGUCCUGGGGACAUAGACUCACCCUCUCAUGAGAAACUGGUGGACUCCACUUUCACACCCAGCAGCUACUCAUCCUCUGGAUCUAAUGCCAACAUCAACAAUGCCAACAACACAGCCCUAGUACGUCUUCCCAAUCUGCCUGCCUACCAAAGCACGGUCAGCACUGUAGAGGGGCAGAGCUGCCCGCUGCGCACACAUGGGUCCUGGAAAAUCAGCUCUAAGAGUUCAGUGUCCCGGGACAGCCGACUGCCAAUCAUCUGCCGUGAGGAAGCAUCUCAGGAUGAGACGUAUGAUGCCAGUGAAGAGGUGGAGUACAACAGUGAACCAAGCCUCCUCUGCUCAGACAUGUUCUCAGAUCGAGAUGAGGAGAGCCGGCAACUGACCCCAUCAGAGGGAGAAGUGGAGAGAGGGCUGUGUCCAUCUCCCAAGAGAAGCUUCCUGCGUUCUGCCUCGUUAGGCAGGAGGGCUUCAUUCCAUUUGGAAUGUCUGAGGAGAUACCGGAAUCAAGGUGGGGACGCAUCACCCAAAGCCGUAUUACCGCAACUUCACCUGGUGCACCAUCAGGCAUUAGCGGUAGCCGGCCUCAGUCCUCUGCUACGGAGGAGUCACUCGCCAACUGCGUUUUCUCGCCUCUGUUCUACUCCACCUGCCACGCCCUGCUCACGAGGGUGGGCACAACAGACUGUGCCAGCAGUGAGGCUAUAUGGAGACCCGGGGUCCAAAGAAAACUUACACAGCAGCUUCCCCUCUGUGCACUGUAGUGACUGCAGCCUCGGGCGGGAUCGUCCCACCUCGCUUACAGUCCCGUGCCAUGUGCGGGAGCAGACGCGGCAGCACCACGGCAGCGCCAGCAGUUUAGUAGAAGCG
Messenger RNA from Staurois parvus, 2099 nucleotides. Lineage: Eukaryota; Metazoa; Chordata; Amphibia; Anura; Ranidae. The record is from the annotation of a GenBank genome assembly.